Messenger RNA from Fusarium keratoplasticum, 2514 nucleotides. RefSeq names its product Urease. Gene Ontology annotation, biological process: urea catabolic process. The record is from RefSeq and is a predicted model, not a curated record. The transcript has 11 exons. Gene Ontology annotation, molecular function: nickel cation binding; urease activity. Gene Ontology annotation, cellular component: urease complex. NCBI's taxonomy places the organism in Eukaryota, Fungi, Ascomycota, Sordariomycetes, Hypocreales, Nectriaceae. Bases 1 to 2514 code for a protein of 837 amino acids.
AUGCACUACACACCCCGUGAGGUUGAGAAACUUCUCUUUGCCCAAGCUGGUCACCUCGCACAGAGGCGUCUGGCUCAUGGAAAAAAGUUGAAUCAUUUGGAGUCUAGUGCUUUGAUCGCUACUGUUCUUCGAGAGGUCAUCCAUAAUGAAGAUUAUUCUGUCGCCGAUCUCAUGAAGCUCGGAAAGGGAAUCUUAGGUCGACGACAUGUAAAUCCAUCUGUCGUGGGCACGCUCAAGCAGAUGCAGGUCGAAGGAACAUUCGAAACAGGGACUCACUUGAUCACAAUCCACAACCCAAUCAGUACUGAUGAUGGUGACUUGAAGAUGGCUUUGUAUGGAAGCUUCCUUCCGAUGCCUGCUCAGGAUUUGUUCCCUGCCAUCAAGGAAGCGGAUUUCCACCCUUUGUCGAUGCUAGGAGCGGUUCAUCCAGCGGAAUCUGAGGGUAUUGUUCUGAACGAAGGGCGUGCUCGGGUGAGGCUCACUGUCACUAACAAGGGUACUCGGGCUGUUCAUGUCGGCUCCCACUUCCAUUUCAUGGAAACGAACCCGGAUCUCGACUUCGACCGCCAAAAGGCUUACGGAUACCGCCUCGAUGUACCAGCUGGGGAGUUUCUGCGCUUUGAACCCAAUGAGCCGAAGGUUGUCACCCUCGUUCAAAUUGGAGGCUCAAAGAUCAUACAGGGCGGAAGCAGCUACGCCAAAGGGCCGGUCACUCCCACCAACGCCCAGAAGAUCUUGCAAAAACUGCAGCAAGCUGGAUACCGACAUUCGCUGGAGGAACCAAAGGAGCAAGAGGUGAUUAAACCAUGCUCCAUCGACAGAGCGAAGUAUGCUUCUGCAUAUGGUCCGACUACGGGAGAUCUUGUUCGCCUGGGCUCUACAGACCUGUGGGUAAAGAUUGAGAAAGAUUAUACGGUUUACGGCGAUGAGUGCACAUUGGGUUGUGGUAAGACCAUCCGCGAUGGCAUGGGAGCAGCAAGCGGCUGCGCUGAUGCGGAAUGUCUCGACCUGGCUAUCAUCAACGCCAUUGUCAUUGAUUGGACAGGCAUCUUCAAAGCUGAUAUUGGUGUUAAAGAUGGUGCCAUUGUCGGAAUUGGAAAGGCCGGUAACCCAGCUACGAUGGAUGGGGUCUCCGAUAACAUGGUGAUUGGAUCGAACACGGAUAUAAUCGAUGCUGGAGGUAAGAUCGUCACUGCUGGUGGAAUCGAUACUCAUGUCCACAAUAUCUGCCCUCAGCAGGCAUAUGAGGCUAUCUCGUCGGGUAUUACGACGCUCUUUGGAGGAGGUACGGGUCCAAGUACUUCUUCUACAGCAGUGAAUGGCACCGCAAGCAAGAGAUACAUCCGACAGAUGAUGCAAGCAUGCGAUCAGCUGCCUCUCAACUUUGGACUCGUUGGAAAGGGUAGCGAUUCCGAAAAGGCCGGUCUUCUUGAUCAGAUUAAAGCAGGUGUGAUUGCACUGAAGUUACAUGAGGACUUUGGCUGUACGCCAUCAACAAUCGACAACUGUUUGAAUGUCUGCGGAGAACAAGACAUCCAAUGCCACAUCCAUACCGAUGGCCUCAACGAAGCAGGCUUCCUCGAACAUACAGAAGCAGUCUUCAAAGGUCGUAGCAUUCAUGUUUAUCACGUCGAAGGCGCGGGUGGUGGCCACGCACCCGACGUGAUCAAGCUAGUCGCAUAUCCCAACGUCCUUCCCAGCAGCACGACUCCCACGAUGCCGUUCACGACAAACACAAUCGAUGAGCACAUUGACAUGGCUGCCAAUUGUCAUCGACUAUCUAAGGACAAUCCUGAUGACGCCUCCUUUCUCAAGAAUCGCAUCCGAGAAGAAACUAUCUCAGCUGAAGAUAUCCUUCACGAUAUCGGAGCUAUUAGCAUUAUGUCCUCUGACUCACAGGCUAUGGGUAGAUCGGCAGAGGUUCUCACGUGCACGUGGAAGGCAGCACAUAAGAACAAGAUUCAACGAGGACCGCUGGCCGAGGACAAAGACACAGGUGCGGACAAUUACCGUGUCAAGCGAUAUAUCAGCAAAUACACGAUCAAUCCUGCGCUGACGCAAGGAAUUAGCCACGCAGUUGGCAGCGUUGAGAUCGGAAAGUUGGCCGACUUGGUGAUUUGGGACCCUUCUGAGUUUGGCACAAAGCCGUUUCAGGUUCUGAAGAAGGGGUUUAUUACUUUUGCGCAAAUGGGUGAUCCCAACGGAGCUGUUGCAGAUGUAGAACCCUUGGUCGCCCGGCCGAUGUAUGGAGCACUACAUCCCGAGUCGAGCGUUAUGUUUGUGUCACAAGCAAGCAUUUCACAGGAGGGCGACGUUCACUCGUACAACCUCAGAAAGCAGAUCGAGGUUGUGAAAAAUUGUCGAACAGUAACGAAGAAUGACCUCAAGUACAACAAUGCUACACCGAAAGUUGACGUAGAUCCUGAGAGCUUGGUCGUCACUUGCGAUGGUUUGGAGCUCAAGUCCAAGCCAGUGAGUUCACUCCCUUUGACGAGAAAAUCCUUCCUGUACUAG